This is a messenger RNA of Orbilia oligospora ATCC 24927, 1338 nucleotides long. RefSeq lists its product as uncharacterized. Gene Ontology annotation, molecular function: kynureninase activity; pyridoxal phosphate binding. Gene Ontology annotation, cellular component: cytoplasm. The record is from RefSeq and is a predicted model, not a curated record. Gene Ontology annotation, biological process: NAD+ biosynthetic process. The coding region runs from base 1 to 1338 and encodes 445 amino acids. The transcript is spliced from 5 exons. NCBI's taxonomy places the organism in Eukaryota, Fungi, Ascomycota, Orbiliomycetes, Orbiliales, Orbiliaceae.
AUGAGCGGUGGAACCUUCCCUCUAGCACAAAAUGCACCCGAACUCGACUCCCGUGAUCAUUUGCGUCACCUCCGAGACGAGUUCCACAUUCCAAAAUACCCAAUCUCGCAAGAAACUCGUCAAACGGAUGAAACCCCGGGCCAACAGGCCAUUUAUUUGUGUGGAAACUCUCUUGGACUUCAGCCGAAAGGAACUCGAGCAUUGCUCCUCGAAGAAUUGGAUGUCUGGGCAGAUCAGGGUGUAUACGGGCAUCACAGUCAUCCCAAUUCGAGACCAUGGAUCGAUAUCGAUGCUUGUGUAUCCGAGGAAACUGCGAAAAUAGUCGGAGCACUCCGGUCUGAAGUUGCGGUUAUGGGCACAUUGACCUCGAAUCUUCAUUUUCUCAUGGCGGCUUUUUAUCGACCUACCAAUGUGAGGUAUAAAGUUAUCGUUGAGGACAAGGCGUUCCCAUCGGACUAUUAUGCUAUCGAGUCACAAGUGCUCUGGCAUGGUUUGGAUCCUUCAGAUGCCAUAAUAUCAAUUUCUCCACGGCCAGGGAAGCAUACUAUUGAUACCCGCGAUAUCCUUCAAGUCAUAGAAGAUAACCGGGAAUUUACCUCUAUGAUCCUCCUUCCCGGAGUCCAGUAUUACACGGGUCAGCUGUUCGAGAUGGAAAGGAUCACAAAAUUCGCAAAGAGCCAUGAUAUCGUUGUUGGGUGGGACCUUGCACAUGCAGUUGGUAAUGUUGAGCUCAGUUUACAUGACUGGCAAGUAGAUUUUGCGGCAUGGUGUAGUUAUAAGUACCUUAACUCUGGCCCUGGAGGAAUCGCUGGGAUAUUCAUUCACGAGACCCGAUCCAACCAGGGACGCCUGACUGGUUGGUGGGGACAUGACCAAGCAAGUCGUUUUAAGAUGGAGAAUAAAUUUGUUGCAAUUCCUGGAGCCGGCGGGUUUCAACACUCGAACCCCUCAGUCAUGGCGGCUGUCUGCCUUCUCGGGUCUCUUAGGGUUUUCGCGAAAACAACAAUCAAGGCUAUCCGGGAGAAAUCGGUCCGCCUCACAGGGUAUAUGGAAGAACUCCUUCUUGCGGACAAAGAAACGGGGAGGUUCUACGAGAUAAUCACACCCGGGAACCCCUCGGAACGUGGCGCACAGCUCAGUCUAUUGUUUAAAGAUGGGAUUAUGGAUGCCGUAUUUAGAAAACUGGAACUAGCUGGAGUUAUCGUGGAUAAAAGAGACCCCGAUGUGAUCAGGGUAGCGCCUGCCCCCCUAUAUAACUCGUAUGAAGAUGUCUUUAAAUUCUCACAAAACUUAAGGGAAGCUAUUCUGGAGGCUUCCUCGGUAACAUUUUCGGCCUAA